UGUAGGCGUGGCUUUGUCGCCGCAGCGACACCUGCUUUGCACUUACUUUUGCUGUUUGUGUCGCUUUUCCUAAUAAGUGUUCCGCAUCUUCACUUUAGUCUUCCAUGUGCUUUCGGAAAUCCUUCCGCUUCAAAAGAUGUUUUCCGAACUUUCUAACCGGUGUGUGUUGUGACUAAGGUGCUACCCUGCAUAUUGUAUGUGAGGUCAAGGAAUUAUCCUAAACAGGAGAAAAGCAGCAAUGAAGACAAGAGCUGUGUUUGCAGUCUCUCAGUAUUGGAAGCAGGAUAUGUUAGCUGUAACAAGCCACAUGCAGAAAGGAGUCUGAAGAGAAUUCGGAAGACUCGGACCAAAACGCCAGACCCAGCAAAACAAAUGGUCGCCGCAGCCGUCAUCGGAACCACCGCCAUGUUGAACGAGUAGCGGCGCGGCGCUGUCGUUCCGACACUGCCAUAACAACUAGCAAGAUGCCCACAGGAUUUGAAAACUCUGCACUGAAGAUGAGCUUCUCCCUUUCUUCACUGCAGCCCUCUAGUGGUAAUCUAGAAGGCACAGAGCAUGUGAAGAUGAGGGCAGAGAGACCCUAUAACAGCCUAACAAAGAAAUCUAGAAGAGAUCCUGAGCAAGAAUCGUGGAGGCACUCCUGGGGAAGUCGUGAAGUAAACAAAGAUGAAUUCUGGGCAGCUUUACAACACAACUAUGACUACAUUAUGGACAACAACCUCAUUGACAGUUGUAAAGAGGCAAGUGGAGAGCUUUCAUGGGACGACCAGGAUGUGGCACCUGCUUUGACAUGGAGUUUCAAUGAGUUUAUAAAUCAGUUCUCUGAAAUCUAUUCUUGGCUUAAUAGUAUUCAAGAGGCUGUUUAUGGCAAGGAAGACAGUGUUAUGGAUCAGAAUCUCAGAACUAGUCAUUUGGAAGAGAUGCGACGCAAUUGUUACCGCCGUAAAGUGUUCAAUGACCAAGCACGGAAACUACUUUCAAGGUAUCCUGAUGUGAGAGAUGAAGUAUCGUGGAGAGUUGCUCAUUUGAAUACUAAAUGGGACAUGUUGGAACAGGCUAUUUCUCCAUGCAAAAACAAAUCUGAUAAAAUGGAUCAGUAUGCAAGUGUGGAACAUGAGGUAAAGUGCUUGCGUAAGUGGGUUCGAGAAAUGGAAGGUCAUUUGGAACCGCUUGACUUCAGAGUUGUACAAAGGUGGUCCCACCCAGAAAUUGAAGAGAAGGCACGCCAGCUGUCAGUGCUGCUGCGAGGCAUAAAGUCGCACGGAAAGAUCGUGACAUCUGUAGUGCGGUUGUGUGAGAAAGCGGCUGCGGCUGCAGCGGCGACGUCUGCGGCUAGCGACGACGAGGGUGGAGCCUCGAGCGGGACAGCGGCGUGUGGGAGGACGGGAAGGUCGCGGUCGGCGGGCAGCGCGUGGCGCGUCGCGCGCACCCUCGAGCGCCGCUGGCACCACCUCUACCUGCGCGCGCUCGAGUGGCAGUGCCACGUCGAGGAGCUGCUCAACAGCCGCAACCCGAGCCCAAGUGGGGUGUCUUCAGAGAGUGACGAAGAACCUGUUAGUAAACAUCCACGUCUUACAGGAGCUGGUGAUACUUCAGAUGAGGGUUCAUAUUUUGAGGAUGACUUGGAGGAGCUGUGUGUGAUGGAAUCAAAUGCAGAUAAAUGUGAAAACCUUCAGCCAAAUCCUGCCCAUCCUCGAAACACUGAAUCUGAUUUUAACAUGGUGGGUGCAAGUGGCAGUGUAUGCAGGCCAACUAGUCUUACCAGAGAUGGCUUUGCAACUAGUGAAGAUUGCAGUAAUUUCAACAGGUCAAAUUGGUUGGCUAACAACAUUGGAACUUUUUACUUCAAACAUAUGGACACUGACUCUGAUCAGGACAAGGAAAAGAUUAAGAGUGAUGUGAGUCCUGGAAUAUCAAGGAUCUCAAUUAAUGAUGCCAAGUCUCAGGAAGAGUCUUCAGAAGAUGAUGAGUGGACAUACACACCAGGCAGCAUUCCAUCAAGGCAGCGUAAUCGUAAGAGUGACUGCUCAAGUAAUAUGUCGGAAGUGACUGUCCGUAAGAGCUCUGCAGCAGUGAAGUUAGAUUUUGGUAGCAGCUCAUCUGAAGGAACUUCAAGUAGUGGGAAAAAAAAUUUAGAACCUUCAGCAGAAGAGACAAAGAACACUGAACUGUCAACCUCCCCUCUGAGGAGGAAAAGCAAAGAGCAGCUUGUAAAGAGAGCACUAGGCAGAAUUGAACCUGAAAAGCUUCAGAGUGAUAAGAAAACAUCUGGUAAACCCAUGCAUACACCAAGAGUUUUUGAACCACUUCUUUUGGACCCAUUCUCUGAUCCACUUGUAAGAGCACAAGCAAAGAGUGCACGUACCAAAGAAUGGCUGAGACUACAUGCCCAGGGCCUGGCCACAGAUAAAAUGCAGCUCAUGGACAGUUGUGAUGCUAGUGGAGAAUACACAACAGGUGAUUCUGAAGCUGAAAAGGAAUCUGUAUCAUCCGAAGAUCAGAAUGGAAGUGUGUCAACAUGUCGAAAAGGUAGUUCACUUCCAGGUUGUGAAUCAAGAUCAGUGUCAACAGAUGUACUGUUGGAUCCAGAAACAACACCUGUAGCAGAGAAAGCUCCUGCCCUCCCUUCUUUGUCUCCAGAGCAAAGUGGUACAAAGGUUGUCAUGCGUGCAAAACGGCGUCAGAAUCAUGGAGAACGCCCAUGGAGUGUAUCGGGCAUAACACAGUUGGCAAAAACUGCAGCACAGUCAGGAAAAAAUGAACCUCUUGCACAGUUCUCAAUAUCGGAAAGUGCUAUAAACAAAAUGGCUACAACUCCACCUGGUGCAAAAGUCGGCUCAAAUGGUGCAGUGCAUGGAAAUCUUUCAUCAUCUACAAUAGAUGAAGUGUCUGUAAAGGCUGCAGAAGGAUCUGGUUCAAGAACAAGCUCUCUUCGCAGACGGAGAAUGAGGCUCCGCAGGAGGACAGGGGGGCGUAAAAGUGAAUCUGGAUCAGAUAGCCUGAGUACAACACAGAGACCUAUCAGCCGAAUGUUUGGUAGCUCACUCUUAGUGAAGUCAGGGUCUUUCUCUGGAGUUGGUUCUAGAUCAGCAGUUGGUUCAACAGAACGCAAUACUGCAAGUGAUCCAUCUACCUUAGCACAUGCAGGAAAUUCCACUAGUGCUAGUGGAACAGAGGAUGACUCCCGGCUACAGCUGCCAGUUUUUAGGUUGGGUCCUCUGACACUGCCAGCUGACAGUGAUAUUGACCGCGGUAGUGCGCAGGGUACUGAGGAGCAGCUCAGUUCCUUUUCUGAGCAAGCAUGGGAUAAUUAUCAGGAAAAGUAUUUGAGUGAGCCGUAUAGUGAAGAACCUGCUGAUCCAGAAACAGCACGACGUUUGUUAGAAUUUGGAGAUGAUUAUCGCAAUUUCUUAGACAGUCAGUCAGACUGCAGCUUGAGCAGAAGUGCCACUAAUGGUACUUCAUCUCUGAGACAUCGUAGGCCUCCUGGACCCGCCGAUGACAGCUCUGUGUUUGACAGUGAUUCAGACUUAGAGGACUUCAAUCAUGCUAUUUACCUUUCUCAGGCUCAGUUAGAAUAUGUUGAAAUGGUUAUCAGUGAACAUAUGAGCAAGCAUGCAGAUUUGGUUCUUGCCCCUAGUUUGGCCCAUAUAGUGUCGACGUGCUCAGAAAAUAUAAGUGCUUUGAGUGUUGUUUUGGAGAAGGAACAUGGAAUUCUCCCAGAGAAGAGGCUAAAAGAACUGAGAGGCUGGCUGGAUCGCUGGCAGCAACUGUACAGCACUGCAGAAGAGCUGCAGAGAGUGCGCUGCUUGCAGCGCGAGAUGGUCACCAUGCGCGAGGAGAUGAUGGAUCUCGCCAACAGGGUGACCAAUAUUUCCAGCGAGCUCAAGGACAGAAGUCAGCUCGAUGGUGUCAUCCAAAAGGUCAAGGUGGAGCUGACGUCCCUGCUGGAUCGCAAGGCGGAUCUGCUGCGCUUCAAUGUGGCGGUGCACCGCUACCACACAGACACCGGACACCCGGCUAGGCUGCUCAAGGACGACGUGGCCGAACUCUACCGCGUCUGGGACGACAUCGUGCAGAGGGUUACUCAACAACUGGCAGUAUUGCAACGAGCUGCACAGACGUGGCAACAGUUUGACACAAACAUGACAGAACUGCAAGGUCUACUGUGCAAUGAUCGAAUGACAUUACAUAUGCUGGAUGCAGCUCUUCGUGGAGGCCAGCUGCAGCCUGAGGUGGCUCGUGUGCUGUCUGAGAAGCAAGAAGCACUAUGUCAGAGUUCGAUGCUGAUGGAGAGCAACAAGGGCAGCGCGUCGGAUGGCGUCGCAGUGGCGGGAGCGGCGACGCCGACGCCGACAGCGGCAGCGCCAGCAGCGUCGACGGUGGCAGUGGCAGUGGCGGGGGCGGGUGCGGGGACGGCGCCGGCCUGCCUGCUGUCCACCCUGGCCGAGCACGGCUCGCUGUCCGACUCCGGCAUCUCGGACUCGGGCUCCGAGCACGAGCUGUGCGAGCGCGAGCGCCGCCUGGCGACGCUGCGCAGCCUGGCGCGACACCUCAUGGCCGUGCUGCCCGCCGGCAGCCACGCGCUCCUCACCGUCUCCAAGCAAAUCGAGCAAGCAGAAGCGAUGCUGCGCGGCUUGCAGCGGUCGUGCCGCGCGCUGUUGGUGCAGACGGGCGCCGCGCCGCCGGACGCCAAGCCGCUGGCCGACAGCCCCGAUGCCGGCCUGGGGCCGGACGUCGACGCCGAGGACUCUGCGGCGCCUGCGGUGCUGCCGCUGCCUCUGGCCGACGCGCAGCCCGCGGACCAGCUGCCCGCCAAGCGCAGGACUGCCGCCGCGUCCAGGCGGAAGAAACAUCGUGGAGGAGCAUGCAAAGGUGAUGGAGGUGAUCCUGAGGCUGCACCAAGUGGAGUGCGACCGUGGUUAUGGCGUGUGUUACGUGCUUCUUUGCCCUUCCAUGUCACCAUCGUGCUACUCUUCUGUGUUGCAUACCUCCUGGAGCCACGCUGCUGUGACAGUAUGAACACCAUGCAGAUGUCCUUCACACCACAGCUGCGUUAUGUUCGUGGUCCUCCACCAAUCUAAGCUGCCACCAGUGAAAGUGAACUGUUGCAUGUAGGCCAGUUCAGCUCACUUGAUUGAUACACACACUGUGUGUACUGACUACCUAUCUGUGUGGUGUGACAGGUUUUUCUUAUUGACUUUGUUUUAUUGCCUGCCUUGUUGCAGAGACACAGUUUUUAUUUUGUCAGUUUUUUGUUCUUAGUGAAAAGAAAAUGACUAUUAGAGGUUGUGUGUGUUGUACUGUGGCCUUUUUAAAUUCCUUAAACUUGUGAAACUGUGAAAGCACUUUAAGAAGAACAUCUGGAUCUACAGUCAUGACAUGAGAUGCUGAUUACUGAGCAAUGAUUAGGAUGUGAUGUUCAUUUAUAAAUGGAAUUACACAUGUAAUUCUCCAGACUUGCUUCUUGAUGUAAUGUCCAUUGACCAUCAGUUAAGGAUACUGGUGAUCUUCUAACUGAAUCUAUGUUUAAACCAUGUGAUGGAACAUAUCAAGGACAUUGCUUCAUAAAUGCUGCAGAAAUUCUGAUGUUCAUCAUAUUAAUGAGUAACUGAAAACUGAAGAAAAGCUUCCACAUUCAGAAACUCAGUGUGUGAUAACUGAACUAUUGUAGUCAGUGCACCUUAAAUGUUUUAGGGAGUUCCUGCCGCAUACGUCUAGCGCAUCUAGUCUGCUGAAAUAUUAUUUCAAUUGUAUGCAGCUGUUUCAGUGUAUGCCAACCCCUGCCCCCCACUCUCUCACACUCUCAUGUUUGUCUGUGAGAGAGAAUGAGAGAUUGGGAGUGGAGGACAAGUUAUUUGAAGUCUACAGUUCCACUCAGUACCUGAAGUUUUCACUUUUAUUGCACCUUCAUGAGCACCGCUGCUAAUGUAGCAAUGAGUAGAUCCAGGGAGCAAAUGAAGCACUAUCGACAGUGAGUACUUAAGUGCCUACUGUAAUGAGUCAGUAUGUUCCUUUGACUGUGAAUUCUUGCAUUCACCAUUACUGUUCAAGUAAUCAAAAGAGUGGAAAUGUAAUGAUACAUAGUUAAUGUGCUGAAUAUAAUAAAAAUAGUUUUUUAUUAUGAUAAUAGAAUAAAUAUUAUUUUUAAUAGUUAAUUAUUUUGAAAAGAUAAUUUAUGUGGUUUUUAUAAAAUUUUAAAUUUAAGAUCUCAAGAGCAUGAGACGAUCUAUGGAUUUGGAUUAGCAGAAGAUUGGUCAUGUAAAGCAACUACUGGAGUCAGUAAGAGUUACAUGUCUUAUGUUGUGACACACAAUCAGUCAUAUGAAUAGAUUAGCUGCUGAAGCACAGGAAUUGUGUUUCUUUUUUCCAGAGAAUUUCCAUCUUUCAAUGCCUAGCAAAGGAUAUAAUACAUAUUAUAGUAUUUAUUUAUCCUUGGCUGUUAUAACAGAGUGCUUGUGACUUGAGUUCUUUUUAUUCUUUGUUGUUCAAAUGAAAUUCUCCUAAAAUGGUGCUGCAUAUAAUCAGAUUUAUGUUAAUCUGUCUAUGGUAUAUGUGAUAUCCUUACAGUAAACUAAUGUGUGUGUGUGUGUGUGUGUGUGUGUGUGUGUGUGUGUGUGUGUGUGUGUGUGUGUGUGUAUGCUUCUUGGUCCUCUUAUUUUUUUUUUUUCCUCUGGCUUUUGCCACAACACUGUCAAAUUGCUUUCUGUAAACUAACUAAUAAUGUACCUUCCAAACCUCAUAUCAUUUAUGGAUUACGUGAAAUGCUUCAUAUGUAUUCAUGAUCAUCAUUCCUUUUGGGCACUUCUACGCUCAUGGAAAUGCAUGUCAACACAGCCAAGUUUUACAUUUGUGCUGUUUUCAGGUCUCCAUGCUUGUAACUGUUAACUUUCAGAUAUAUUUUCAGUAAGUCUAUACUUCCUCCAUUGCUGAAAUGGCUGUUUGUAGAGAGUUUGAUUAGUAUUUGUGUUCGGUAGUCAAAUGUUUGCUGUCCUACUUUUAAACCCAAAUUUUUGUUUAGCCGUAUCAUUUAUUGAUGGUGCACGUAAUUUACUUCAAUGCCAUUUAUAACAGUUCAGAUUUUUGCCUCAUACAGUUGUAAAUUGAACAUUAAUUUUAAAUGAUGAUGAUGAUGAUGAUGAUGAUGAUGUAAACCAAAAUUUAUAGCAGUCGUAAAACACUUAUCAAGUAAUAUGGACUUACCUGAUUACUCUUAGUUGCAGAAUAUCUGCACAUUCCUUGUCUGGCUAAAUUUUCCAUUGCUGCUCUUCUUGUGGAUAGCAUUAUCCACUUACUCAUCCAUGCAUGACACAUUUGGGGCAGAUUAUGAAGUAUAUACCCAUUUUCAGUGAAACUGUUGUAAGUUAGGAAACAGUUCGAAAUUUUUAUGCGCUGUAGAAUAAAGGAGAGUCACCUCGUGUAUUGACAGUGCACAGUCAUCUGAUUUCACUCAUUCAAAAUGUCAGUUCCUAUUAAACUGUGUCUUACGUCUUAUUUAAUACACAGCUUGUGCGUUCUAAAUGGCAACAAACUGUUACCUUCUAAGAUGUCAUAUGAUGUAGACAAUAGCUGGAUAAACCUCACAUUCUAAAAGUACUACCCACUCUUAAAUUUGCUUCAAAUAUCAAGCAAGAUAAAAUCAAUUCCAUUUCUUCAUGUGACCGUCUUUUGAGCAUCAUGUUUCUGAGUUUCCAUGUAGAUAUCUUUUUGCUCGUUCGAAGAACUGAAUGAGUGAGUGUUGUAAGCUGUCAUAAAAUAUGUAAGCAAUCAAUUUUUCAAGUUCCUAAAAUUUAAUGGAUAAUAUUCAGUCACUGGCUAACUCUGUUGCAGUGAAAAAUAAACUCCUCAAUCACUUUCCCCUGUUACAGCAGAAGUUGCACAGUACACACCAAGAAUACUAUAUAGUUCUCCUAGAUGCAAGUGUUGUCUGCUGCAGCACUAUGUGUAUUCUGUAUGUACAAAUCUCUUCAUAACAUAGCAUAAGUAUUGAGUGUAAUACUUGGCUGUUAAUAUUCAGAAGCCAGGACAUGCUAGAUAUUGGCCAGCAUGUGCAAAUAGGUUUGUAUCAUAUUUUACAGUCAUUUGUUUUGCAGUUGGGAGGACAACAUUUUACAUAACCAUCUGGCCAUACAGAUUUAGGCCUUCCACAGUUUCCGUAGCUCACUCCACUCGUUGUUCAUGCCUUCCCUAUCCUUUUGUAAUAUGAGCUUGUGCUCCAUCUCUAAUGACUGCACUGUUGGCAAUAUGUUAAACUCUUAAUCAUCCUUUCUUCCUUCCUUCCUUCCUUCCAUCCAUCUAUAGCCAUUUUGUGACUGCCACUAGUAUUAGCAACUCUUCAACUGUGGCACAUGGAUAGGCCCAUCACUGGACUGGAGACCUGAAGACAUAUUAAGCAUUGACUAAGUACAUUCAUGUCCUAUAAUUCAGUUUUAUAUUGUUAACAAAUGUAAAAACAGAAAACCAAGUGUCAGCAGAUCUUUAAAGAAGAGAUUUUGAGAGACAUUUCUGUACAUUUUACCCUAAAUUAGUUUUCUUCAAAAAUUUGCAAAUGUUCAUGCUCUAGUAGCAUUUGUUGCCUUUUGAGUAUUUUGUCUUGUAUGUGUAGUUAGCAAAAUUAUUUUUCAGUUUAGUAAUUGCAUGCAAUGUAGUUUCAAUUAACAUAAUAUAGGCCUUGUAAUAUGCCUUCUCUCAAUCAGAAAACGUGCCGCCAAAGAAUGAUGCACCUGUCGAAUAGUUAUUAUUGAACAGAGUGUAAGAGCAUUUUUAUUUUCUCCCCCAACAGACAUAAUAUGAUGUUAAGCUCCACUUUCAUGGGAGUGGUUAUAAAUGGCUGAGAUUCAUUGGGGAAUAGUUCUGGCAAUAGAUUGAGAACAUACUUAAUUUCUGAAAGCUGCAUAACAGAGCUAAUAAUUCAAAUUUAACAACAGAGACUAUGCAGUGAAACCUGCACUGAUUUCUGAUAAUGUUUAUGGUGCUAGGUCUGGCAGCUGAAUAAAAGUCAGUAAAGGUUAAAGUGUGAGUUAUUAUUUUAAACAGUUCUCUUCAUGUGUAAGAGUGCGGUUCACAUUCCAUUGCUAAAUAAAUUUUUUUUCAUAACUUGAUAUUUUUUUCCUCUUAGCAUUUCAGAUAAAACUGUUCUUGCAUUCCAUGAUAUUGCAAUUUCAGUAUGCAUCCUUCUGUUUCACCACCACUCCCAUAUUUUAGGGUAAAAGAAAAAUAGAUAAUUUCAUUCUUUUUACAUCCAGUGUAUUGGUUCAUAAUGUGUAAAUAUCACAUUCCUGUAGUCUUCGGCUAGUAUUUUUUCAGUUUUGGAGAUCAGGCACAUAUGAAAAUUCUGAUUCUGUCUCGUGUUAAAAACAUGAGUGGGAGGGCAUUCGAAUUUUUAUAUCUUUCCUACUGUUGUCAUUGUGAUGUUCCAUAACCCCCCCCCCCCCCCCAGCAACUAAUCAGUUUUCAUUCUAAAUUUGUAAGAAGUAAAAACUUUCUUCUCAAGUUUGACAGAGUUCUACCCAAACAGAAUUAUAGAACACACAUUCAACACUCCCCCACAUAGUUAGAAGGGGGGAGGGGAGGGUGUAGGAGUUACUGAAUGACAAAACAUUAAGCUAAACCAGACAUACCUCACUGUGUAAAAACUAAUUUCUACCGUUGGGCUUUGCAUUACUUGAUUUAUAUUAUAGCCAUAAUGCAUGAAACAAGGCUUAGAUUGUUAGAAAUGCAAUGCAACAUUGUAGUCUUUGAUGAGAAAGUAGAGAAUACAACGUAGAAUGUUUCCUCUGAAUUAUGAUUACGCACACCAGGUAAUGUACUCUUUCAUUGAGAGAAAGGGUUGGGGAAUACAUUUUACUGUAGUAAACAUGGUUAAAAUCAGCUCUCACAAACAGUUAUUAUUAAAUUGUGUGGUCUUCAGAACUUCUGAAUACUGUUACAAAAUUUGUUUGAAGGCAAAGUAUGGCUGGUAUUUGCACAUUAUAACUGAACCUAUAAAAGAAUAUUUUCAUAAAAGAAUCACAAAAAGUUGAAGAUACACUAAAAAAUAAUUUAUUUCUCGAGCACAUUUUCCCUGAGAAAAUUUGCUCAAGACAAAUGCUAUAUUUUCUGAUACUCUGUUUUAGUGUGAAUGUCAUUAAUUCAAAGAGGUGCAUUUUAAUACAUUGGAGGCAGGUAAUUGAUAGUGUAAUUACAUUUAAUUUGAACAUGUAAAUUUAAGAGGAAAGCAUGUUAAGAAUAAGUGUUUGUCUAUCCUAACAACAGUGAACAUGUCAGGUAAUUUAAAAGGUAAAGGCAACUCUUUCUUUUUCCUUUUGUGGCACUAUCAGCAGCAAUUAUUAAAACAUAACUAACCUUAUUUUGAAAUUUACUACUAAUCUUUUUAUGCAUAGAUAUGAUUAUAAUUUACUGCCAGUUUCAUUUGUGUUACUUUCAAAAAAAGUGUAAGUGAAAGAAUGGAACUGGUAAUUAAAACAUACAUACAUUGUAUAGUACUGUUUGAAGUAAUAUUUACUUUGAAAAAAAGGUGGCCCACACUCACAUUCAGUUUUGUUUUCGAGUCACAGAUCUCUUCCAUAGAUUGAGAAAUCAAAAAUAAAAAUAUUGUGCUCACAAUGAACUGUGUGUGUAAAUGUGUAUGUGUGUGUGUGUGACUGACAUGUCCACUUACUGUUAGUAAUCUUCGUAAAUGUUUUUAUAUAAAUAUGCAUGCAUUAUGAACUUUGACUUGCCUAAUGUAUAACAAUUUGCACUUUCUAGAAUGGGAAUGUCUUCAAGAACCCAUCAUACUAUUUUCUUGUUUAUGCAGUUGAAUUUGUACCUGUCAUAGUGAAAAAAUUUAAAAGCACAAGACAUUUUGCUGGUUCAGAAAAAGACUGUAUCUUUUAUUUUAGAAAAUAAGUGCAGGUGUGUCAGUUGUCUGGGUUAAAGCUAGUAAAUGACUGAGAUAGUGUAGUCUGUGGGUAAUUUCACAGUAUAAUUUUUAAAGAUUACCCAUAUUUUCUGUAUAUGUUUCUACCACAAAACUUCAUCCUUGUCAGUGACAUUCCAAAUUUUACAUGAAUGGAAUGAAAUACUAUUGUAUCGCUGACUAGAGGUGAGGGUUUUAAAAGUGGAUUUACCACAAAUUAUUGCAAAAGUAUUGAUUGGGUAGUACGUACAAACUAUUUUCAACAUGAGUUUGUGUACCACAUAGCCAAUAGAGUGAAAUUAACUUCGUUGCUAAAAGACUGAGACAUACUUUAUAAGAUUUUCAGUUUGGGGAACAUUUUUAUAUGGUGGUUGUUAAUUUUAAGAAAUUAUCAGUUUCCAUCAAUGGGAAGUUUUAUACUUUUUAAGUAUGUAAGCCUCUUCAGUCAAGUAAUGUUUAAACACACAGUACUUUUUAAAGCAACUGCUUUUGAACAGUGUUUAUUGUUACUAUCUGUUCAUUCUGAGUUGUGUGUUGAAUUUGAGACCAAUCCAUAUUUAUAAAAUGGAGUGUCGGGGUAAUCAAUUGUUGCUAAAGAGAGGUAACUGACUAUUGUACAUUGGAGUCUUAAAAUAAUACAGUGCUACAUAACAAUUAAUAUUGUAUCACUGUUCUAGUAUGAUGUAAUUUUUAUAUACAUUCAUUAAUUUAUGACUCCAUGUGCAUAAUUAUUGUUUGGUGUGAAAUGAGAUGUUAAGUACAAAUCAGUUUUUAUUUUUGUAGUGUAGUUAAUGCUUUGUAAAUUAUUAAGCAUAUUUAGGAAUUUUUACUGUCUCAUUGAUUCAGAUGUAUUCAGAAUAGAGUUUCUCUAGUCUUCAUAUUCCAGUUAUUCCAUUUUUAACAAAGCAAAAUAAGAACCCAGACAGCUGAUGGCAUGUGUGGAAAAAAAGGGAAACAAAAUUUUUUAAAAAAAUUCUGUGGUUAACAGUGUUUCAUUUUUAUGUCAAAAAUUGUUCAAUGUUCACAUGUAUUGAUGGAAAAUGAGUUUGAAAUAUAAGUAACAUUGAAAUGAA
This is a messenger RNA of Schistocerca cancellata (South American locust), 11973 nucleotides long. RefSeq lists its product as uncharacterized. The coding region runs from base 465 to 5084 and encodes 1539 amino acids. Lineage: Eukaryota; Metazoa; Arthropoda; Insecta; Orthoptera; Acrididae. The record is from RefSeq and is a predicted model, not a curated record. The transcript has 24 exons. Gene Ontology annotation, cellular component: membrane.